Molecule: messenger RNA, 1575 nt
Organism: Symbiodinium sp. CCMP2592
Lineage: Eukaryota; Dinophyceae; Suessiales; Symbiodiniaceae
Source: the annotation of a GenBank genome assembly
AUGCAUCUCCCUUUGCCAGCCAAGUACAAGCAUUUGGGAGUGUGCCAGUCACCUGCCGGGUCGAUCCGCGACGAGCUGAUUCACCGGAUUGCCCAGGCCAGAUCGACUUUCGCCGAAGCUAAGCGCAAAGUCUUCCGAUCUAAGGCCAUCCGGCUGAGCAAGAAGGAGCCUGAUCACCAGCUCUUCACCGGGGCAGUCUGGGGCUUCUACAGAAGUCUGGUCCAUGACCCCUUGGCGGAAGAGCAGAACAUUACUGCCCAUGCUUGCUUCUCGCUCCUCCAGUUGCCUGCACCAGCCACUCUUCUGCGAGUAGAACGUCUUUCCUACCUUCGGCAGAUGAUCCAGGCCGGGCCGCCAGAGGUCUGGGCGGCGACCCGCAACGAUAGACCAUAUGCUGCUCUCCUGCUAGAAGACUUACGCUGGUUGCACACAUGGACAUGGGCUACCUCCCCGCUUCCUGCCCCCGAUGGGCAGUGGGAAAUUUGGCGGUCCUUCAUUGCGGAGUACCCUGCUCGAUUCAAAGGGCUGCUAAAGCGCACACGCGCCUUAACAGUCCACCAGCAUACGGUUGUUGCUGCCCUUGAUGGGCUCUUCCGGACGCUGCAACACUUGCUUGCGCCAGCUGCCGACUUUCAAAGCACCCCACAGAGCCCGUGCGAAUUGUGUUUGCCCUGCAAGCGAGGAUUCUACAGCCGUGUCUCCUGGGCAGGGCACGCUGCUCGCCUGCACAACUACCGCAGCCGGGCUUUUCUCCUACCGCAGGAUAACAUUUGCAGGGCGUGCGGCAAGGUUUUCGCGACCUUGGGCAGACUCCGGCGGCACCUCCUUUCGGCACCCGGAUGCCUUGCGCGAUGGGGAUCCUUCACACCGGAUCCGAGCACCCUGAAGGUCUCCCCUCAUCCCCUUGCACCACCGACCCCGGGAAUAGGGUCUUUUGCAUGCGUGCCUGACCUUGCCGCUACUGAUGGCAUCAAUGAGGCCUUGCUUGACUCAUUGGAGAAGCUUGAAGGUGUCACAGAAGCAACUGUUUGGGAAACUAUAGAAGGUUGCAUUGCUCCUCUAGCCACGCUGCGAGCUACGGUGCAAGCAUGGCAAGGAUCUCUUCCAGACUCUGCAUGGGUACAGGAGACUGCAGAAAACAUGCUACUGCUCCUGGACCCUACUGUCACAGCCGAGUCCUUACAGCCUCUGCCCAGAAGCUGUCAACCGGCCAUUGAUGAGGCUCCAGUGUGGACUUCACUGACCUCACUCCCCCUCGCACAGUCAGGCGAGACCCUGGACUUCCAGUUAGCUGCACCGCCAGCUAAGAAGAUGCACCACAGCGAACCUACCAGUCUUACGGUCAAGGAAGCUGCCGCUUACGCCGCUUGGCUCGAAGCCGCAUGCCACAAGCUUGCCGUCUGCGCCACGACUGCAAUGGUUCAACCGGUGCGGCUGCAAUGCCAGGGCCUUGGCCCCUCUCUAGGCCCUGCCCAGGGCUGGCUGGAGGCUUGUGGAUUUCGCUUUUGCGAGCAGGGAACUGCCUCUUUUGGUCGGUCUUUCACCAGCAUCGUCUCACCCUUUCUGAAUUCAUGA